Molecule: messenger RNA, 2512 nt
Organism: Zophobas morio
Lineage: Eukaryota; Metazoa; Arthropoda; Insecta; Coleoptera; Tenebrionidae
Product: DNA replication licensing factor mcm4-like
Exons: 23
Coding region: 68-2512 (814 amino acids)
Biological process (GO): double-strand break repair via break-induced replication; mitotic DNA replication initiation; DNA replication
Cellular component (GO): MCM complex; nucleus
Molecular function (GO): single-stranded DNA helicase activity; ATP binding; single-stranded DNA binding
Source: RefSeq, a predicted model, not a curated record
UAUUUCUGGAUAUUGAGUUUUUCAUAGUUAUUAUAAUAUUACCAACCUUUUUUCUAGCUAAAAGUACAUGCCGGAUAUUCCUUCAACUCCGAAUAGACCUCGUUCCUUUGUAGGACCAUCAAGUUCUACUUCUCAAAAUAAUUCUAUUUCUUCUCAACACGAAAUAGGCACUUCUCGGUUAGGAAGUGAGUUAGCUGGCCUUCCUAGCACUCCUGUUCCUCGAUCUAACUUAUCUGGUUACGGAAAUCGCAUAUUUAGCACAGGAAGAGCUAAUCCAUCUUCGACAUCUAACGAAUUUUCUGAGGAUUUGGUUGUACGAACUACUGAAGGGCAGCAUAAUGUUGUCCAAAGAGAUUAUUUAUGGGGGACUAAUGUUUCUGUGGUCGACUUAGAAAACGAUGUUAGAAAUUUUUUUGAAAAUUUUAGAGUAAAUGAAGAUGACGAACUGCCUUACUAUAAAAAAUUGAUGAUAAAUCUUUCAGAAUCUGAAAGGGAUUUGAACUUCAUUAAUGUAGAUUGUCAGCACAUUCUGGCGUACAGCCGGCGGUUAUAUGAAACUUUGCGGGAUUACGUUGAGAACGCCAUUCAAAUAUUUGACUUUAUUGCCAGCGAAAAGUAUGAGAAUUGGUGCGGCGUUCCCAACCAACUGCAGGUACGGCCCUAUAAUUUAGGCGAGGAGGUGGCCAUGCGCGACUUGGACCCUUCAGAUAUUAACAAGCUCGUGGCGAUCAAGGGGAUGGUCAUCCGCGUGUCUCCCAUCCUUCCGGACUUGAAUUUUGCUUUUUUUGAGUGCUCGGUGUGCCAUUUUUCAUUGGAAGUUCUUCCCGUUCGUGGACGCAUCGUCGAGCCGAGCCACUGCGAAAACUGCGGGACAAACUUUUCGUUGGACAUUAUACAUAACAGAUGCAAAUUUCUUAACAAGCAGCACAUCAAACUGCAGGAAGCGCCAGAGACCAUCCCCGCUGGGCAGACCCCCCACGCAGUCGUCCUCGUGUGCUUGGAUGAGUUUAAAGAUGCCGUGCAGCCCGGUGAUAGGAUUACUGUGACGGGCAUGUUCCAGGCCUCGUCCAUUCGUCCUAAUAAGAACCAGCGGAUUAUUAAGGCUGUCUUUAAGACGCACAUGGAAGUUUUUCAUAUUAAGAAGGCGGAGGCCCACCGCGUGGCAAGAGAGAGGCUUGCAGGCCCUGAAGAAUUUUUUCACGACGUCGCUGAUGUUCACGAGAUGCCUGACGCACGUGACUCUCUACAUGCGCGUUUCCACGAAUUUGCAGCGUCACCGAACAUUUAUCAAAUUCUCAUCAGUUCUUUUGCCCCGGGCAUCUGGCAGCACGAGGACAUCAAAAAAGGCAUACUUUGCCAGCUGUUUGGCGGAGUUAAUAAAGACCUGAGGGACAGAGGCUUGGGAAAGUCGAGAGGAGACAUCAAUAUACUUCUCUGCGGCGAUCCGGGAACGAGCAAAUCACAAUUUUUAACGCACGUAAAUAAGGUGACUCCUCGCGGAAUUUAUACUUCGGGAAAAGGCUCUUCUUCAGUGGGGCUUACUGCUUACGUUUCGAAGGAUCCGGUCACUAAGGAACUUGUACUGGAAAGCGGCGCGCUGGUUCUAAGCGAUGGAGGGAUUUGCUGCAUAGACGAGUUUGACAAAAUGAGCGAAGGCACGCGGUCGGUGUUGCACGAGGCCAUGGAGCAGCAGACAAUCUCCAUUGCAAAGGCGGGAAUUAUCUGCACUUUGAAUGCACGCGCGUCUGUUCUCGCAGCCGCUAAUCCUAUUGGGUCCUCGUGGAAUCCGAAACUACCAAUAGUAGACAACAUAAAUCUUCCACCAACGCUGCUCUCCCGAUUUGACCUCAUUUACUUGAUUCUGGACAACCCCGAUCCAAUGAACGAUCGCCAACUUGCCCGCCACAUCACAGCGAUGUACGCUACUGGCCCGGAGGCGCUUUCUGCGGAGAUUAUGCCGCCAGAGCUACUUGCACGUUAUAUUUCGUACGCUCGCGAGCACAUCCACCCGGUUAUUACGGACACUGCCGCCGAGGCUCUUGUUCAUGCUUACAUGGAACUCCGUCAGUUUGGUGGUAGCAGAAAGACUAUUGCCGCUACGCCCCGUCAACUGGAAUCCUUGAUUCGCAUUUCCGAAGCCCUCGCACGAAUGAGAUUUUCUUCGGAAGUCGCGCUCGGCGACGUUGCUGAGGCGCUUCGGCUAAUAAAAACGGCAUUGUGCCAAUCAGUGACAGAUCCCGUCACGGGAAUGGUGGACAUGAGCAUCAUCACUACUGGCCUGAGCGAGAGUAGCCGUCAACGGCUCAACCAAUCGGUGGUCAGCUUGAGGGAUUAUCUCUCGCAUCGACGUAUUGGCGCUCCGCUGCGACUUCGAGCUCUUCUGGAAGAAUACAACCAGCAGAACAAUGCGAACUUGCAAAUGCACCAGUUGAGGGAUAUCUGUAGGUCGCUAGUCGAAGAAGGCUUUAUUUCAUACAACUCUCGCCAGGAUGCUAUCUCCUUGAUUUACUAA